This is a messenger RNA of Amblyraja radiata (thorny skate), 1004 nucleotides long. It is a transcript of the gene cenpo, whose product is annotated as centromere protein O. Gene Ontology annotation, cellular component: kinetochore; Mis6-Sim4 complex. Lineage: Eukaryota; Metazoa; Chordata; Chondrichthyes; Rajiformes; Rajidae. The coding region runs from base 67 to 933 and encodes 288 amino acids. The transcript has 6 exons. The record is from RefSeq and is a predicted model, not a curated record.
AUGACGCAGCGCGGCGACGGAAUGACGCACCGCGGUAACUGAGAGACGAGGCGGCGGUUGGCAACGAUGGCGGGAAAUUCGAGCAACGGGGUGCUGGAGAGGCUGCGGCAGCUGGAAGGCAGCGUUGAGCAGGGGGUGGCGGAGCAGGAACGGGCCGAGCGGAGCCACGGGCGGCUGCAGCAGCUCCAGGCCACUGUGCGGCAGCUGCGGGCCGCCCGGGACCGACUGAGGAGCGCCGUCAGUACCGGGGCCGCUGGGGACAUGCAGGAGCUGCUGGUGCAGUUGGGAUCGGGCUCCGUCCGGCGGCCAGGCCAGGAGGAGCUUGCUGCUGCUGUGCUGAGGGAGAAGCUGGCUCCACUCCAAGGGUUUGCCCAGGUCUACCGCCUGACAGGGAUCAGCAGUGAGCUGCGAGACUCCAGCACCAUGAGCGUCUGCAUCCACACUGCGUACGACGGCACCUACCUGGACUCCUACCAGCUGGACAUGCGGCUGCAACAGCCACGCAAGCUGCUGCGCCACAACCUGCCUGCCUGCAUCCCCCUGCAGCAGUCGGCUGGAGAGCUGCUGCAGCGCGACCUGCCGGCGUUCCUGGAGGCUGUGCACGGCAUGCUGAACGCCUACGUCAGCCGGCGAUACCAGCUGCAGCAGAUGCAAGAACACUAUGACUGGACCAGCCAGAUUCGGAAGAACACGGCGUACAACCUGCUGAGGUUCCACUACUCCGUGGAGGACGGGGAGACGGAUAAGGACAUUCGGGUGAAGCUGGUCUACGAGGAUCUCAACAGCUGCCUUCCCACCGGAGUCACCAUCACCUGCACAGGAGCGGCGGAGGAGGGCCUGCAGGAGAAACUGGAGCGUCACCGGCAGUUGCUCCUGAGCCAGCACCUGCACCGGGCACUGGAAAGCAUCAAGGACCAAGACACGUUACUCUAGUGUCUGCCAGCCCGGGGCAGUACCAAGCUCAGUAAUGGAGGGGCAGGGGUGAGGGAGCACCGCACUGUGGA